Messenger RNA from Alternaria metachromatica, 1182 nucleotides. RefSeq lists its product as uncharacterized. The transcript has 3 exons. Gene Ontology annotation, molecular function: DNA clamp loader activity; ATP binding; DNA binding. Gene Ontology annotation, cellular component: Rad17 RFC-like complex; nucleus; Elg1 RFC-like complex. Gene Ontology annotation, biological process: DNA-templated DNA replication; DNA repair. NCBI's taxonomy places the organism in Eukaryota, Fungi, Ascomycota, Dothideomycetes, Pleosporales, Pleosporaceae. The coding region runs from base 1 to 1182 and encodes 393 amino acids. The record is from RefSeq and is a predicted model, not a curated record.
AUGUCCGACUACGAAGAUGAGAUGGACGUGGAUGCGCCCGCGGUAGACAACUCGAUUACUUUCGGUGGAGACCAGAAGAAGGGCAAGAGGAGCGCUGCAAAUCUGCCCGUUGAAGCGGAGGAUUCCCUGCCAUGGGUAGAGAAGUACCGACCAAAUUCCCUCGAUGACGUCGAAGGCCACAAGGACAUAAUAGCAACCAUCAACAAAUUUGUAGAUUCAAAUCGACUACCCCAUCUCCUCCUCUACGGCCCUCCAGGUACCGGAAAGACAUCGACCGUCCUCGCACUCGCACGCCGCAUAUACGGAAACAAGAACAUGCGACAGAUGGUCUUGGAGCUGAACGCAUCAGACGACAGAGGUAUCGACGUUGUGCGGGAGCAGAUCAAGACAUUCAGUAGCACAAAGCAGAUCUUCUCUGCGGCACCCAAGGCGGGAGACUCAUCGCUGGCAACGUUCAAGCUCAUCAUCCUCGACGAAGCCGAUGCCAUGACUGCGACCGCGCAGAUGGCCCUGCGACGAAUCAUGGAGAAGUAUACCGCGAACACACGCUUCUGCAUCAUCGCCAAUUACACACACAAGCUCUCGCCAGCGUUAUUAUCACGAUGCACGAGGUUCCGAUUUUCCCCGCUGAAGGAUCAGGACAUCAGGAACUUGGUCGACAAGGUUAUUGAGGAGGAGAAGGUCAACAUCACGCAAGACGCAACCGACUCGCUCGUCACGCUCAGCAAAGGAGACAUGAGGCGAGCACUUAACGUUCUACAGGCCUGUCACGCAUCAAGCACGCCGCUUCAGACACCCGGCAAGCCCGCACCCGACCCAUCCACGAUCGUGCGCGACGAGAUCACGCAAACUACCAUCUACGACUGCAUAGCUGCACCACACCCGUCAGAUAUCAAGUACAUCAUCGAGACGUUACUAUCGAAGAAUGACAUGACAGAGUGCUUGCGCACGGUCAAUAACCUGAAGAUCAUGAAGGGGCUCGCGCUGGCAGAUAUCCUGACCGCGAUCAGUGAGGAGCUAGUCAGCAACGACGUGCCGCCGCAGGUCAUGGUGACUUGGAUGGCAGGUCUGGCAGACAUCGAGUACAGGUUGAGUGGAGGUGGUAACGAAGCCAUACAAACGGGCGCAGCGAUCGGCGUUGUGAGGACAGGUGUUGAACUAUUGGAGACCGGAAAGAAGUAG